Messenger RNA from Musa acuminata subsp. malaccensis (wild Malaysian banana), 710 nucleotides. Its product is annotated as transcription factor HEC2-like. Gene Ontology annotation, molecular function: protein dimerization activity; DNA-binding transcription factor activity. The record is from RefSeq and is a predicted model, not a curated record. Lineage: Eukaryota; Viridiplantae; Streptophyta; Magnoliopsida; Zingiberales; Musaceae. Gene Ontology annotation, biological process: regulation of DNA-templated transcription.
UUGAGAGAGCGAGCUGCCCAUUCACUCUUCUUCCUGCUUUAUCUCUCACGGGGCAAAUGGACGUCGACUUGUCAAACUCUCGUCAAGAGAACCAAGUGAACAUGAUGAACUUGAUGCUGCAACUUGCUGAAACCGAUCAGGUCUCCACGGAUCCACUGCAAGAGUACUUACCGACUCCCACCUUUGCUGCUCCUCAAACCCCCACUAAUCUAUCCGGCAAUGGCGACCUAUCACUAGUGAGGGAGAUGCGGUUCCAGAUAGCCGCGAUGCAGCCGAUCGACAUCGAUCCGGAGUCCGCCCGGCCGCCGCGGAAGCGCCGGAACGUCAGGGUCUCGAAGGACCCGCAGAGCGUGGCGGCCAGGCUCCGCAGGGAGCGCAUAAGCGAGCGGAUCCGGGUGCUGCAGCGAAUGGUUCCCGGCGGGACGAAGAUGGACACGGCGUCGAUGCUGGACGAGGCCGUCCGCUACGUCAAGUUCCUGCAGACGCAGGUGCAGUCGCUGGAACGAGCUGCGGCUGCUGGAGCUGUGCCGGCCCACGGCAACUGCUGCUCCUGCUUCCGGGACACGUAUCAGCUGCAGUAAGGGUGUCUGAAUGCUACGUAUACGUGAACAAGAUAUGUCGAAGUGGGGUUGCUUGGAGAAGAGCUUUUGUCUUCGUUCUUCCACCCUUUCUCCGUGUUUGUGUGAAAUCAUAACAUAGUCGAUCUUUGC